UUUUCUUAUCUCCAUUUGCUUUAUUUGUUUUCUCUCUUUUAAAUUACAGAAAACAAAUGAAAAUAAUUCAUAUAACGUGGAGCAACAAAUUGAGACCAGCUCAAAAGACACGUCCUUUUUUGCGUUACUAUUAUUCUCCUCCUUUCUCUCCAAUUAUUCUCUGAGCUGUAAUAACAUAAACAAAAAAAAGAUUCUCUCGAUCAAACUUGCCGGCGUCCAUGGAAGAUUUCGGCCGUCAACGACCAUACGGAGACGGAGGGAUGCAGAUCCAGCCUUACCACGGUAAUCAAGGCGGUGAUUUCAGGAGCUAUAGCGCAUCGUACGGGACGAGGGAGAACAAUAUAUACGAUGUGAAAAAGGAGAAAUCGAUAGCAAGAUCCAAGUCUUGGGGAAUAACGGAUCCGGAGCUCCAGAGGAAGAAACGGGUCGCGAGUUAUAAGAUGUAUGGUGUUGAAGGCAAAGUCAAAGGCUCUUUUAGAAACAGUUUCAGAUGGCUUAAGCAGAGGUACACACAGGUCGUCUAUGGUUGGUGGUGAUUCUUUUUUCAUCUUUUUCUAUAAUUUUUACUUUUUUACUUUGUUUUUCUUCUUCUUGAGCUUUGUUUUGAAUUUUGAUUUUCUCAAGUAAUUAUGAUUGUGCUCUCUCUCUCUCUUUCUUAUGUAUCUUUGUGUUUGUGUGUUGUAAUCUUGAAUGUAACUGUGGUGGCUUCAUCGCAACAAAAUUAUAUAUGAUCAUUUAUUAGUUUCAAAAAGUAUGAAUCUUUUGUACUCAGAAAUUAGGUUCGAUGGAGAAUCUUCUUGUUUGAUGCUCUUUGCUAAGAUUAUUAGUUUUCUAAAGUCUUGUUCAAAAUAGAUUGUGAAACGGUCUCUUGUUUCCUCCAUCCAAUAUCAUGCCAUGAUCCAUACUUGCUUGGUUUAUCAUCUCUAUUGUAUACAAUUAGGUUUUGACAUGGUUGAGUUUUUGUGAUUGGCUUGUU
This is a messenger RNA of Arabidopsis thaliana (thale cress), 976 nucleotides long. Its product is annotated as ABC family ABC transporter, putative (DUF3511). The transcript has a single exon. The coding region runs from base 219 to 536 and encodes 105 amino acids. NCBI's taxonomy places the organism in Eukaryota, Viridiplantae, Streptophyta, Magnoliopsida, Brassicales, Brassicaceae. The record is from RefSeq and is marked reviewed.